UGAAAAGUUAUGACACCAGUCCAACAAAAACUCCAUUUUUGCCGUUAAAACUCCGUUUUCUUUUUUGUCGUUUAAAACUCCAUUUAGAACUGUAUAAAAUAAAAUAAUGGAGUAAAAAAUAAAAGUGGAUUAUUCGUAUAAUUUGCGUGUUGAUAUCCUAUUAGCUCGUUGAGAAAAGCAAAUGGCAUUAACGUCGUUCUAAAACAUUUUCACCUAUUUCGUCCACACGUUACUCAAAAAACUUUAUACGGCAUAAUUAAAUUUCAAUUUUUAAUAUACUCAAUUAAUUUUAAAUUAGUCAUAAUACAAAUUAGGGCAAGUGUUUCCUUAUAUAUAGGUGCGUUUACAGGUAUGUGGUCCAAAUGUACCUUUAGACCGACCUACCAAUAGUAUCUAAUUUUUGUGUUGGAUUUGGUAAAUUAAAAUAUAUUAAUCUCUUCAAGUAUAUUAUCAUGUUAGAAUUCUCACAUUUUGAAUAAUCUUCGAGUAACCGACUUGUUCAGUUUGAAAUAGAUUAUAUUUAUAAUUUUGUUUCUUUGUUUAAAGGUUAGAUUUCUAUAAUCCCACUCUUUCUACAAACGUUCUUUGACAGCAGUUACAUUACGGAUUAAUCUAUCUAAUUAUGUAUUAGUUUUCCCGUCGCUCUCGUUGGUGAUUAGUUAAAACAUUUUUAUUUCCCACUGAACUUAUUGUAAUAAAAUAUCCCGUUACCUAUUUGAUGGUCAACCAUCGUCUUCCGGUUUUUGUUUUAAGGUCCAUUGAUCAAUUACUUAAAUAGAGCCAAUUUGAUUAAUUAAAACUAAUUUAAUUGUGUGACGCUAGUUUUUAGUGAUUAAUAAGAUUAAUUAGUUCAGCCAAACCUUCAAAUGACUCUUGUUACGUCCGCUAUCCACAAGUUGCAUUGCAUUGGCGUCAAUUUGUUUCAUAUAAAAUUUAUCUAAUUAUAUAUAUAGUGUGUGCUAAUUUUUAUGACAAAAAUGAACUAAUUCCGCUGUCGGAAAUUAACAUUUCAGUAUAUUUGGACUAUAUAUCCAUAUCCUAGACUUGGAUAUUUCCCUUUUUUUUUAAUUGAAAGAAUGGUUUGUUUCUGCACAGAGUCGAUAUCCAUCAAAUUCAUCAGUUUCAGAAGUUGAAAACACUAUUCAAAUUAUUUAAACUGAAACAUAAGGCAAUAUUAAAAAGAUAUAGAAAAUGGUAUUUAUAAAAGCGUGAAUAAUGCGCCUAUUCUUGUUUUCGUUAUUUUUUUAUGGUUCCAGUUCAUUGUCAAUUGUCAUUUAUAUAAUAUUUUUUAAUCAAAUACUAGUCAGAUAAAUAAUCAAUCUUUUGGCCGAUUGUAUGGCUGAAAGCCUGAACAUCUUAGCUGGAGCUAGACUCGUAUUGAAAAACUAUUCGUUUCUCCUAAGAAAUUGACAUUUUGACUUUUUUAAAUCACUAAAAAGAACCUUUAUAAAAUAUUAUCCUAAUAGUAUGCUGAAUCGGAUUUCGGUUGGUUUUUGGUUUGUAUUUUUGUAGUUUUUUGUAGUUUUUUUUGUUUUAGAAAAACAGUGACUAAAGUGAAAAUGAUUCGGUAAAUGAUUCCAUUUAGCAAAAUUUUAGGUUUGCUUCCGUGUAAGUUUUAAGACAAACAUAUCUUUAAUUUGCAAAAAGAAAAAGAGUUAACUAGCCCAAUAAAACAAAAGAAAAAGAAUCUAGCCGGUUUCUUUCUUUCUUUUUAUUUUGAGCAAACGGUUCUUUAUUAUAUGCUGAACUGCCGAUGUUGGUUUAUAUGAUAUAAGCUAUAAUUAUAUUGGUUCAGUUUACUCCAAUAAACCAUCAUUAUAUCUCCAAAAAUAUCAUAGAAUGAAAAAAAAAAGUUUGUUCCCAAAAUGAAGAAAAAGAUAAUCAAAGAUUAGGCUGUUAAGAGCUUAAGAGAAGUAUCCGGUACACUAACUAGUAAACCUAAUCAAAAUAACAGAUUUGGUUCAAAUAUCCAAAACCGGAAGAAACACGUGAGAGAGCAAAAAAAAAAAACAGAGAAAUAAAUCAGAUAGUCUUUAUACUUUUUUAUAACAUGUCUUCCCCAAAUUAAUCUAAAAACUAUAUAGAAAACUAUAUUAUUAAAAAAGUGACUUGCAAGUUGGAGUUUGGUUCGUGAAGGCUGUUAAAUAACAGCCAUAGAUUUAUAGCUUUUUCUUCGAACGAACCCAAACAUAAUAUCAGAGAAUUUCCAUCAUUACACCUUUUUAAUUUUAAUUUUCUUAUAAAUUCCUCCACACGUCUUCUUGCCUGACUGCCACUUUUUAUUUUGUAUCUUUCUUCUUUGUUCUUGUUCGUGUGUAGUCUUCUUGAAGCUCGCUCUGUCACUGUUAUAAAUAUCAUAACUCCGACAUCUCUUCUGUUCAUAUUCUCCUCGAAACUCCCCCAAAGAGAAAAAAAAUAUAUCAAAUCUUUGUCUCAUCGGAUAAGAUGAAAACAAGACGCGGGAAACGCACUGAACAGAGGUUUUGGCCUUCGAUUGUUAUGAAUAAAUGGCUGAACAUAAAGCCGAAGGUCUACGACUUUAGCGAAGACGAAGUAGAUACAGAGAAUGAGAGCGAAGAUGACGUAUGUUCGGUCAAAAACGUAUCUAAUGCCUGCUGCGUAGCUGAUGAAGAUAGCCAUGGCGGCCGCCAAGCUGAUCACGGCAAAAAAAUUUCAGACGGUGGUGUGAGGGGUAACCAGAGAAAACACCGGCGAGGCAAAUCGGAGACUUUGAGAGUCCAAUACAUAAACACAAAAGACAUCAGAGUGACGGUUGCCACAUGGAACGUCGCCGGGAAACGUCCCUCCGAUGAUCUUGAUAUUGACGAUUGGCUUUCUACUGAUAACCCUUCCGAUAUCUACAUCAUUGGGUUUCAAGAAGUGGUACCCUUAAACGCCGGAAACGUCUUCGGAGCAGAAGAUAGAGGUCCGAUUCCGAGAUGGGAAUCCAUAAUCCGUAGAACACUGAACAAACCCCAAAAAGAAUCAGUCAAUGAUCAAUCAUCAAGCAACAACAACGUUCUUCAUAGGUCUCAUAGCGCACCGUCGUCUCCCGUCUUAGCACAACAAGCAAACUCCAUUAUCGCUGAUGUCAUGGUCGAGAACCUUGCUGCUGACCACUCGUUAGACCUAGCUACAGAUGAGUUCAUCGAUGCUGCAACUGCUUUACCGAGUCUUGAACCAGUAGGGAAUCCAGACAUGGACUGGCCUGAACGAGCUUUAGACGAGAAUCCUCAGAUUGUUGGAUCAGAGGGGAAGCUAAGGAGAGUGUUGAGCAGCAACGCCAUGCUAGGGUUUAAGCUGCCGGAGAAUCCAACGGGAGUGAGUAGGUUUGCUUCUGACGCAAGAAACUUGAAACGGUCAAGGAGCUUUGAGACGCUAAAGCUGAGUUGGAAUGAUAUCAAAGAAGAGAAUGAUAAUACUUCCUCCUCCUCCUCCUUGUCCGAAGCCGAAGAAGCUGCGAAAGCUAUGUCUGAUGAUUCAUUGGACGGAGAGUCGUCUUCCGAUGAAGGAGACAAGAUCAGAAAUACUUAUAGCUUGUCGGAAGAUUUGGUGAAGGAGUGUCGGAAGGUGAAAGAUUGUCAAAAGUAUGUGAGAAUAGUGAGUAAGCAAAUGGUUGGGAUCUAUGUAUCCGUAUGGAUCCGACGGCGGUUAAGAAGACACGUCAACAAUUUGAAAGUUUCGCCGGUUGGAGUUGGCUUGAUGGGCUACAUGGGAAACAAGGGAUCAGUAUCGAUUAGCAUGACGUUGUAUCAAUCAAGAAUGUGUUUCGUGUGUUCGCACUUAACUUCCGGUCAAAAAGAAGGUGCUGAGCAGCGCCGGAAUGCUGACGUGUAUGAAAUCAUACGUCGUACUCGUUUCUCAUCGGUUCUUGAUACCGAUCAACCGAGAACCAUUCCAUGUCACGAUCAGGUAUUCUGGUUUGGUGAUCUGAACUACAGACUUAACAUGUCAGACAGUGAAGUAAGAAAGCUUGUCGCGCAGAAACGAUGGGAUGAGCUCAAGAACAGUGAUCAGUUGAUUAGAGAAUUACGAAGAGGGCAUGUCUUUGAUGGAUGGAGAGAAGGACCGAUCAAAUUCCCUCCUACAUAUAAAUACGAAUUUGAUUCCGAUCGUUACGCGGGAGAAAACUUGAAAGAAGGACAGAAGAAGAGAGCUCCUGCAUGGUGUGAUAGAAUAUUAUGGUUGGGAAAAGGAAUAAGACAAGAGUGUUAUAAGAGAUCGGAGAUAAGGAUGUCCGAUCAUCGGCCUGUGACUUCCAUAUUCAACGUUGGAGUUGAAGUUUUCGAUCAACGGAAACUUCAAAGAGCUCUUCACGUUAAUAACGCAGCUGCUUCUGCUGUUCAUCCUGAACCUGCUUUCUCAGUCUAAGUGUCUCGCAAACAUGUUCAUAAUUUUUAUUGCAUGGAGGAUAUUUGUUUUGAGUUUUGUUUUAUUUUUGUUCGCUAUAUAAAAGCUAACUUUUAUCUGUUUAAUUGUUGGUUCAUUCUCUUUGAUUUCCUUAUGAUGAUCUACUAUUUCUAUUUUUUUAAAAUAAAUUUGUAUGAAAGUGCUUAAA
Molecule: messenger RNA, 4558 nt
Organism: Brassica rapa (field mustard)
Lineage: Eukaryota; Viridiplantae; Streptophyta; Magnoliopsida; Brassicales; Brassicaceae
Product: type I inositol polyphosphate 5-phosphatase 2
Biological process (GO): phosphatidylinositol dephosphorylation
Molecular function (GO): phosphatidylinositol-3,4,5-trisphosphate 5-phosphatase activity; inositol-polyphosphate 5-phosphatase activity; phosphatidylinositol-4,5-bisphosphate 5-phosphatase activity
Source: RefSeq, a predicted model, not a curated record